UUGCCGUAAAUGAAAUUCCAUUAGAUUAAAUCGUUUAACAACACGGUCGCCGGAGAGAUGUCCAGAGCUCAGAUAAGCCACCGGAUUCUGACGUGCGACAGCCGGGAAAUCCAUGUUUCAGGUGAUCCGGCGAUCAACUUGUCGGACGACACCGUUUUUCAGUUUCUGAGCGAAGAGUUUGAGGGGACGUCGCCGACGAGCAGCGUCGGAGACGAUGAAGAUGAAGACGAAGAAAUCGAAGAAGACAAUCGGAGGGAUGAAAUCAAUCGGUUUUGGGAGAGUCAACAUCACCUGUUGCAAUCAACAAUACGAAGAACGACGUCGUUGGAAUUAAGAAUCAGAAGCAUCACUAAGGAAGCAGUAAGCGAAGCACGGUCCACGGGGACCGUAUGCUCCUGCGGCGGCCGGCGAUUCGACGGCGGCUGCCGGAAAUGUCUGAUGGAGGCGGUUUGCCGCCGCCUCCAAAACGCAGGUUUCGAUAGCGCGAUUUGCAAGUCCAAAUGGAAAAACUCCGCCGACAUACCCUCAGGCGAACACACGUUUGUAGACGUAAUGGACAGAUCGAAUCCGAAGAAGGAAGUGAGGGUAAUAAUCGAGUUGAAUUUGCGCGGAGAGUUCGAGAUGGCACGGACACACCAAGAGUACGACAAUCUGGUGAAAAGGUUGCCGGAAGUCUUCGUCGGAAAAAUGGAAAGGCUGCUGGAGCUGUUGAAGAUUGUGUGCGGCGCAGCGAAGAAGUGUAUGAAAGAGAAGAAAAUGCACAUGGCGCCGUGGAGGAAGUAUCGUUACAUGCAGGCCAAGUGGCUGAGAACCUGCGAGCGCCUGACGGCGCCGCCUCGGCGGCCUUUGACGGCGGAGAAAUAUGCCGGCCGGAAUCCCCGGCCGACGGCGUCGAUGCUCACUGUCGACUUGAAGAAUUUUUCGAGCUUGCAUAGGGCAGCCGUUGCUGUAGUGUGAAUGGAGAUUUUUUUGUAUUUUUGUUUUUUUUUUUUAAGAAAAUAUUUAUUUAUUUUAUUGUUUGGUUGUGACGUGUGAGUAUAAAAAAUAAAAUUAUAUUUACGAUCAAGCGAUAA
This is a messenger RNA of Andrographis paniculata, 1073 nucleotides long. RefSeq lists its product as uncharacterized. The record is from RefSeq and is a predicted model, not a curated record. The coding region runs from base 58 to 957 and encodes 299 amino acids. The transcript is spliced from 3 exons. NCBI's taxonomy places the organism in Eukaryota, Viridiplantae, Streptophyta, Magnoliopsida, Lamiales, Acanthaceae.